Molecule: messenger RNA, 3190 nt
Organism: Haliotis rufescens (red abalone)
Lineage: Eukaryota; Metazoa; Mollusca; Gastropoda; Lepetellida; Haliotidae
Product: innexin unc-9-like
Exons: 3
Coding region: 242-1444 (400 amino acids)
Cellular component (GO): plasma membrane; gap junction
Molecular function (GO): gap junction channel activity
Source: RefSeq, a predicted model, not a curated record
GUGACAUUGAUUGGCUGGAGCGGUCACGUGACACAAGCGACAGCGUGGGCCAUAUCAGAGUGUGGCUGUCAGAGGGAGCACAUAAAGUUUCGCCAGCCCAUAGUGUUGGAAAAUAUUUCGAGAGGUGCUUCUACCAUAACCCAGUGGAUACUGGAAGAGAAUACCGGUAACUGGCUGCCUUGGAUGAGUGCAUCUUGGGCCAACUUCUGUUGAUCGGGAGAUAUAACAAGAGUUUUUCACUAUGUCAGUAAGCGCUCUUCUAGGAGCCUUCUCCUACACCAAGCUCACAUCGUCCUUGGACGAUGAUUGGGUGGAUCGCCUCAACCACUUGUACACCGUGGUGCUCCUGGCCGUCUUUGCUCUCUUCAUCAGUGGUGGCCAGUAUGUGGGCAACCCAAUUGAAUGCUGGACCCCAGCUCAUUUUACGGGGGCAUUUACAUCAUAUACAAAAUCCUACUGCUGGGUGAAAAAUACUUAUUACAUUCCAAUGGAUGACACCAUUCCCAUUGAGCAUCACGAGAGGGAUUCCGAAGAACUGACCUACUACCAGUGGGUUCCCAUAAUCCUGCUCUUCAUGGCUUUCCUCUUCAAGGUGCCUGCUAUCGUUUGGAGAAUGUUCAACAGCUCAUCUGGUCUUAACCUUGAUAAGAUCGUCACUAUGACUAACAACACCCAGGUCGGCGAACCAAGCAAGCGAGAAGAAACCAUUAAAUUUAUCGCCAAGUACAUGGACAGGUGGUUGGAAGCCCAUCGUCAGUAUUCAUUCAACGUAUUGGUUCGCGUCCGUCAACGUCUGUCCAAAGUUGUGUGCUUCCUGUGUGCCAAGCGUGACGGCACCUUCUUGACUGGACUGUACAUCUUUGUGAAACUCCUAUACGUCAUCAACGUCAUCUGCCAGUUCUUCAUCCUCAACGGCUUCAUGGGAGGGUGGUACAACUUAUACGGAUUUGAAGUCAUCAGUGGACUUGCAAAUGAUAUGACGUGGAAGGAGUCUCCCCGCUUCCCCAAGGUCACCCUGUGUGAUUUCGACAUCCGCCAACUCCAGAACAUCCAACGGUACACUGUCCAAUGCGUCCUGCCAAUCAACCUCUUCAACGAAAAGAUCUUCAUCUUCCUUUGGUUCUGGUUCGUCCUGGUUGCUGUCCUCACCGUAGGCAACUUCCUGUUCUGGAUCUGGCGCGCUCUCUUCCGCGUUAACCGAGGCCGAUACGUCAAGAAAUACCUCAAGCUUCUCGACGAGCUGCACGGAGAAGAGGACAAGAGAUUUGCCCGCAAGUUUGCCGAUCAGUAUCUGCGUGAUGAUGGUAUAUUUGUCCUGAGGAUCGUAGCCAAGAACUCUAAUGACAUUCUUCUGUCCGAUCUGAUCAAGGAGCUGUGGAAAACCUACAAGGACAAGCCAAUGAUCAAGAAAUCAAUGGAUGAAUUCAACGAAACACAUGCUUAAACUUCCCGAAGCUAACAUUUGCAUCAGUUGAUAGACAAUCUACUGUCUAGUGGUAAAUUCAUUUGUUUCUGGAACUUGCUUGGCUUUUGGCUGACUGUCGGCUCAAAGCCGUUUGGGAAUCAGUGGCAUUAGGUGUUGCUUGAGUCUUCUGGCUCUUGGCGUUCUGGCCAUGAAAUGGUGUAGGUUAGAAAAGAAACGAACGACGCGUUUACAAUGGACAUUCCCGGAAGCAUCAGAAUGUGACGUAUAUCAUUGAAUAGAUGUACCUGAGAAAUCGACAUUCCAUCAGUUUUAUCAUCAUGUAGUUGCAAUGGUGUAUAACACGUGUUAGUCAUGCUUCUUUUGUUCGAUUUUCGGAGACCUGUAUCCAGCCAGAGAUAGGUAUUUUUGUACAUAUUUCCGACCAAGAAAAUGUGAUUAUAUUUACCUUUGAUUUAAUUUGAACACUAUUUUUUAGAAUAGUUCAUGUUAUUUAGAUUAGGAAUAAAACUAGGAGGCGUGGGUUAGGAACUCAUUUGCAAUUUCAAUGAUCUCUGUAAGAAACGUCAGUUGUCACAAAUAAUCAAAAUGUUUCUAGUCUGAAAUUAUUUCUCAUUUCAAUGUUUUAGAUAUUGCUUUAGAUCAGCCAUUCUUUCUUUUUGUGUGUGGUUUGCUGACAAACAACAAGAUCACAAAGUCUUCCUUCGGUUUUGUAUAUUUACAUUAUGCAUGUAUUUGGUCAGCAGCUUUGUACAAAAGGAAAUUUUAUGGAGCGACUACCUUGUACUUUCUAUUAACAUGGCAUUUCACGAAGAUAAUCGGUCUCGAUUGGUUGUACAUAUAUAAAUAUAUAACUAUGACAAGUAAGUACUUAAACCUGCCAGACCGACACAAGUCUUCCGUGCUCAAAGAAAACCGGCCAAAUGAUGUAUUAUAUUUUUCAUAAUUUUUUGGUAUUCCACGUGCCUUAAUAAUAGCAACCCGUCUACGACAUGGACAUCGAGAUAUAUUUUAUAUGAUUUUCGAAAUUUGAACCUGUACAAAGUAUAUUUUUGAUGGAUAGCAUCACCUGUGUACAAUACUGGGGGAUUUGUAUAUGCAGUAUAUGUUUGUUUAUGUGUAUGCUUAAGGGUGAAUAAUUGAAUUAAUAUAGGUAAUAGGUGAGCUUCUGAACUUGUACAAUAACAUGCAGCAUUGCACCCGCACCACUGGGCUUUCCAUACUGCUGUUUGUACAUUCGCCUGGUUUAUUUAUUUCUGAUUAUUUGCCAUUUUUCAGCAUUUCAAGUUUACAAAUGAGCUCAUUAAUUGACAAGACAUCAUGUGUAUUACUAGUCCCUACAUACGUUGGCCACCAUAUCAUGUAUACACCUGGUUAUCAAUAAAACUACUUUCCGAUUAUUGCAUUGUAUUAUUUCAACCCAGAGAUCAGAAAGUUAUCCAUAAAUUGUGUCUACUUUGUAAGUUUCAUUUUGCUGUAAAAGUGUAUUUGCCAAUCAAACAGUUUUUGAAUGCACAUUUUGUUUUUGAUUUGAAAAUAAAUAAAAAGGACCCCACUCAAUACAAAGGGGCGGUUAACCUUUAACGAUAUGCUUAUUUAAAUUGUGUUAAUGGAAUGGAAACAAUGAGAUCUCCCCUGUCCCAAACAAGUUAACCUAGAAUUUUCAAGAUGUAUACGUUAACAGUAAUAAUGUUAACAUACAUGUGAAUGUAUGUAUCAGUAUGCAUGUGGAGAUUGUGUUCUUUGAAAUAAAUAUUUUAUAUGAAA